Molecule: messenger RNA, 2842 nt
Organism: Dipodomys spectabilis (banner-tailed kangaroo rat)
Lineage: Eukaryota; Metazoa; Chordata; Mammalia; Rodentia; Heteromyidae
Gene: Slc39a11
Product: solute carrier family 39 member 11
Exons: 10
Coding region: 172-1194 (340 amino acids)
Biological process (GO): zinc ion transmembrane transport
Cellular component (GO): membrane
Molecular function (GO): zinc ion transmembrane transporter activity
Source: RefSeq, a predicted model, not a curated record
AGGGAGCGGUGAGGUGCCCAGGGACAGUGCAGGGACCCCGGCGCUGCCAGCUACACCGGGCGGGGGAGCCCAGCCCGGAAGUCGGCGAAGCUGUUGAAGGAACUGCUGCGGGGGCGCCGGGAAAGGAGCGUGCGGGCUCAGUAGGCCGCGGGGGCCGGAGCUGUGUCAAGCAUGCUUCAAGGCUACAGCUCAGUAUUCCAGGCCUUACUGGGGACCUUCUUCACCUGGGCUCUGACAGCAGCUGGAGCUGCUCUUGUCUUCAUAUUCUCUUCUGGACAGAGGCGGAUCCUAGAUGGAAGUCUCGGCUUUGCUGCAGGGGUCAUGUUGGCAGCUUCCUAUUGGUCUCUGCUGGCCCCAGCAGUGGAAAUGGCCACAUCCUCAGGGAACUUCGGUGCCUUUGCCUUCUUCCCCGUGGCUAUUGGCUUUACCCUCGGUGCUGCUUUCGUAUACUCAGUGGACCUCCUGAUGCCUCACCUGGGUGUAGGAGAAGAUCCUCAGACAGCGCUGGCACUGAACAUGGACCCCGUGUUGGUGAAAAAAUCGGACCCUGAGGGCCCUGCGGUGCUCCUUCCAGAGAGUGCACUUUCCAUCCGGAUAGGUAGCACUGGACUUUUUUCAGACAAGAACGAGAAUGGCGAGGCAUACCAGAGGAAGAAAGUGGCGACCGGCUUCCCAGAGGGCCCUGCUCCCCUGGCAUCACCUCCAGGCAGUGUGGCUCAGCCUGGCAGUGGCAGCUGGAGGAGAAUUGCUCUGCUCAUCCUGGCCAUCACCAUCCACAAUGUACCAGAGGGCCUGGCUGUUGGAGUUGGCUUUGGGGCCGUAGAGAAGACAGCAUCUGCCACCUUUGAGAGCGCCAGGAAUCUGGCCAUUGGAAUUGGGAUCCAGAACUUCCCGGAGGGUCUGGCUGUCAGCCUCCCCCUGCGUGGAGCUGGCUUCUCCACCUGGCGAGCCUUCUGGUAUGGGCAGCUGAGCGGUAUGGUGGAGCCCCUGGCUGGGCUCUUCGGCGCAUUGGCCGUGGUGCUGGCUGAGCCCAUCCUGCCUUAUGCACUGGCAUUUGCUGCUGGUGCCAUGGUCUACGUGGUCAUGGACGACAUCAUUCCUGAAGCCCAGAUCAGUGGUAAUGGGAAGCUGGCAUCCUGGGCCUCCAUCCUGGGCUUCGUGGUGAUGAUGUCACUGGACGUGGGCCUGGGCUAGAACUGUCACAUCAUACCCCAGGGCGGAGAGCACCAGACUUCUGCUGAAGGACCACAGGCUUCUUUUUCACAUUAAAACUUUGUUCCCCCUCCCUUCUUCAUUAUCUGGAUCAGCUCUGAUUGUUCAAUGACCAUUUUUACUUUCCUCUGGAGGGAGAUGGUACUUUUCUUUCUUCCUUUUUUUGUUUUUGUUUUUUUGAACCACCCUGUGUCAUGGACUACAGAUUUUUGUUUUGACCCCUGAAUGGAAUCUUUCUUCAUUGGAAUCAUCAAGGCAAAUAAAUCAAGGGACCCCUCUGCCUUCUUUCCCACCUCUGGUCUCCCUCUCUAGACUUAGCAGCGAUCCCUAAAGGCUGCUCCCAGAAGCAAGCUCCUAGGACAUAUUCUAAGCAUUCUGGCCUCAUUUCAAAGCAGGUGGCCAUCGCUCCUGCUCUAUCCCUACAGCUCCUCUGUCUCUCUAGGGCAUCAUGAACACGUUGACCUGCUUUCCAAGGCUGAGCCAGCCUAGAGAGGAAUACACCUUCCUCUGCCUCCCGGGACAUGGGGGAGGGCCACACACAAAGAGAAGCAGGUUAUCUUCUUUUCUUUUUUUAAGGCAAAGCUUGGCCCUAUUAAAGAUAGGAGGAUUUGGGAAUUUGAACAUCGGUGACUACACAGUAGCCCCUGAGAAAAGGGGACCACGUGUGGCUCUACCCCAGGCCUCCGCCCUUGGUGGCUCUACCCCGGGCCUCCGCCCUCGGUGGCUCUACCCCGGGCCUCCGCCCUCGGUGGGUUCCAGAGUGCUUUGUCAUGGUUCCCAAGUCUCCUAGACCACGAUCUCGAUUUUUAUGGCCUCUGUUUGUCUAAGGGACUUGGAGUUGCCAGCAAUUGCUAGAACUCAGCCCCCUCUUCUGCUAAUUAUAGGAGCCACUUAAGUUAACUCAGGGGAGAGAAAGACAUUUGGGAUCUGUAACAGGUCCUUCCCCGCUGGUCAUUGGUCAUGUAGAACCCAGCCAAGAGCUCUGCCAAGAGCUCUGGAGCUGAAGCAGGCCUGGGGUCUGGCCAGAGGGCUGAAGAUGGAGAAGGAAGAAGAGAGAUUCUUACUUUGCUUUUAAAGCCCCUUGUAGCCAAGCUAACAUUCUGAAAUGACCAUAGGAAAUGGCUGUGGAAGCCACCUGCUCUCUCUGUCACACACCCGUCAUUCACGCUGCCUCUCCGGCGCUGGGGAUGGGAUGAGAGGCUAUGUGCGCUUGGUCACAGCGAGGACCUUCACCCUCCUCAGUGAGAGGAGCCCUGAGACCUUGAGUGCGCCCCAUGGGGAAAGCAGGCAGCCCAAGAGCCAGGCAUUCAGGAAUUGUGCCGUCCACGCGGCUCUCUUGAGUUUCCGUGUCUGAGUGCUUCCAAGGGUGAGUCCACCGCCCUGUGAACACUCCAUGACCCCAGAAACCAACCACUGGGCUGUGCCUGUGUCUGCUCUCCCCAAAGCAUUAACCAUCGGGACAGCAGACACAUUCAGAGGAGGUUUGAUUGGCAAGAUUAGCAGGUGUGGUGAUGAUUGGUAUCUGUGUAUUUUGUGUCUUUGGAAAUAGUUCUACAUAAAGCAAAUUUGUUCUUUCUGCUGGUAAGGCCUCGUAACUGUGAUUAAUACCAAUAAAGGGAAUAUUGUGGAA